CGCAAAUUGUUCUCGUUCCCGUUCCCGUUUCAGUUUAUUCAUCCGAAUCCUUCGUUCUCCUAGGGUUCACUUCCCUUCGGUUCCUCUGAAACUUCAGCUUCAGCCAAUCUCUUCCUCGAUGGCGGGACCAUUUGCAUUCAGGAAUCUCGCUCCCAAGACAAAGAACCUGGUCGUCGCGGGCGGUCUGACGGCAUUCGUGUUUGGAGUGUACUUCUACACAAUGAGAGCUGUCGGCGGUACGGAUGAGCUCCAGACGGCCAUCAAUAAGCUUGAAGAGCAAAGAAGCAAGCAAGAAGCUUAGGCAGAGAAGUUGCCCAAUGCUCGAGACUGGACGCGGCUUUGACGGUGGCCAAACUAUAAUUUUGGAUUUCCUGGACUCCACAUGCGGCUUGCACGCUUUUUGAUUCUGUUAAUAUAUGCACACAUAGUGAUUGUCAAGUGCUGUGAUAGUUGAAUGGUCGAUCCCGAAUCAGGCAAUGCUGGUGUUAUGAGACGAUCUUGCAUUCAAUAUU
Messenger RNA from Rhodamnia argentea, 512 nucleotides. RefSeq lists its product as uncharacterized. Bases 119 to 301 code for a protein of 60 amino acids. The transcript has 2 exons. The record is from RefSeq and is a predicted model, not a curated record. NCBI's taxonomy places the organism in Eukaryota, Viridiplantae, Streptophyta, Magnoliopsida, Myrtales, Myrtaceae.